Tetrahymena thermophila SB210 is the source of this 384-nucleotide messenger RNA. RefSeq names its product transmembrane protein, putative. NCBI's taxonomy places the organism in Eukaryota, Ciliophora, Oligohymenophorea, Hymenostomatida, Tetrahymenidae. The record is from RefSeq and is a predicted model, not a curated record. The transcript has a single exon.
AUGAAAAAAUAAAUAAGAAUCCAAUAAAUGAAUACUCUUAACUAUAACCGAUUUAUUUACAAAAUAAAAAGAUAGAUUCUUCGCACAUCAUAAAGCCAACAUUUAAUAGAUUCUAUGAAAAUAGAGAUCAAGCAAAUUCAUCUCAGCAUUCUGAAAACCAAGAAUUAAUACUUAAUUAAUUCAAUAGGAUAGGCUCUUCUCAAAACAGAAAACGUGCAACAAGCUAAAAUAGGACUAAAAUAGCUAGCAAUAGUUUUAUUGUCUUUAAUUCUAACGCUACCUAACUAAAUGAUUCUCAUCACUUUGAAAUCGCCAGUGGUUAAAAUACUAAUGUUCACAAUACAAAUUAAUAAAAUUUAGGAUCUACAAACUUAGAGCCUUUGA